Fusarium musae is the source of this 291-nucleotide messenger RNA. RefSeq lists its product as uncharacterized. The coding region runs from base 1 to 291 and encodes 96 amino acids. The record is from RefSeq and is a predicted model, not a curated record. The transcript has 2 exons. Lineage: Eukaryota; Fungi; Ascomycota; Sordariomycetes; Hypocreales; Nectriaceae.
AUGUCUCACGAAACUCUGAUGCGAUCCUACCAAGACAGCCUCUACACCAUGUUGGGCUCACUUCGCCAACUUGAAGGCCACUUGAAAAACAUACAAGCAAGGACAUUUGAGAUGACUGAAGAGAUUUCAUACCUUAUCUCUGACAAUCUCAGUCUUCUGGAUAGUGUGAACAGCCAGAUUCUGAAAACUUCUGAGAAGGAACCAGCUGCCCCGAGCACUCCACUUCCUCCUGCAGCACCAUGGGAGAAUUCGGAGUCUCCCAGCCAGUCUGAUAACAAUGGUGCAAUGUAG